This is a messenger RNA of Hansenula ciferrii, 870 nucleotides long. Its product is annotated as aldo/keto reductase family protein. The transcript has a single exon. NCBI's taxonomy places the organism in Eukaryota, Fungi, Ascomycota, Saccharomycetes, Phaffomycetales, Wickerhamomycetaceae. Gene Ontology annotation, molecular function: oxidoreductase activity. The record is from RefSeq and is a predicted model, not a curated record. Bases 1 to 870 code for a protein of 289 amino acids.
AUGUCAGUUCCAUCCACUUACACUCUGAAAUCAGGUUAUAAGAUUCCAUCAAUUGCAAUUGGUGUCUUUAAAACACCAGUUGAUGAAGCUACAGCAAUUGUUCACAAGGCUCUUCAAGUUGGUUAUAGACAUAUUGAUUCUGCUCAAAUUUAUAAAAAUGAAAAACAAAGUAUUGAUGGUAUUGCUAAAUGGAUCAAAGAAAAUCCAGAAAACAAUAAAAGAGAAGAUGUUUUCUUUACAACCAAAAUUUUCAAUGAUGAUCAAGGUUAUGAACUUGCAAAAGCUGCUAUUGAAAGAAGUUUAGAAAAUAUUAAAGAUAUUUCUUCAUACAUUGAUUUAGUUUUAAUCCAUUCACCAAGAACUGAUAAAGAUAGAAGAUUAGGAACUUGGAAAGCAUUACAAGAAUAUGCUAAAGCUGGUAAAAUCCAUACAAUUGGUGUUUCAAACUUUGGUGCUAGACAUUUAGAUGAAUUGUACGCUUGGGAAGGUUUUGAAAUCCCACCUUCAAUCAAUCAAGUUGAGUUACAUCCAUGGUUAUUAAGAGAAAACUUAGUCAAAUAUUCCAAUGAAAAGGGUAUUGUUUUAGAAGCUUAUGCACCAUUAGUUAGAGGUCAAAAAUUUGAUGAUCCAAAACUUAAUGAAUUAAGUAAAAAAUAUGGUAAAACACCAGCUCAAAUCUUAAUCAGAUGGUCUUUACAAAAAGGUUUUGUUACUUUACCAAAAACUGCUAAUUUGGAUAGAUUAGCUUCAAAUUUGGAUGUUUUCAAUUUUGAAUUGAGUCAAGAAGAUGUUGAUUAUUUGAGUGAUCCUGAAAGUCACUACAUUUCUAGUUUACUCUCCAAAGACGACCCAACAGAAUUUGAAGGUUAA